UUCGUACGAGUGACUUUGCGUGAUAAUAAACUGAUCGAAGCAUCAUGCCACCUAAAGCAAGCGGAAAGGCAGUGAAGAAAGCUGGGAAGGCCCAGAAAAAUAUCAGCAAGACCGACAAGAAGAAGAAACGGAAGAGGAAGGAAAGCUAUGCCAUCUACAUCUAUAAGGUGUUGAAACAAGUCCAUCCCGAUACUGGAGUCUCUAGCAAAGCUAUGAGCAUCAUGAACAGCUUCGUCAACGACAUUUUCGAGCGCAUCGCCGCCGAAGCUUCCCGAUUGGCUCAUUACAACAAACGUUCCACCAUCACGUCUCGCGAAGUACAAACAGCUGUGAGGCUGCUUCUACCAGGAGAACUGGCCAAGCACGCUGUCAGUGAAGGAACCAAAGCUGUCACCAAGUACACCAGUUCCAAGUAAAGCUACUUGGCUCAAUUACAAAUUUCCAUAAACCGGUCCUUUUCAGGACCAUAAAAAGUUCUUACGUUAGCUUCAACAGUCACGACAUAUUCUCUAGAUGAUUCUCAAGUAUAUUUACGAGAAUCUCUGCUGUACUUUUUUAUUCUACGUGGGUUGUUAACGAAUUUUCCCUCCUUAUAUGAAAUCUAUAACCUCUUAUGCUUUACUUCGUGAAAGAUGGUUCAAUUUUGAAGUAAUAUCAUACAGUUUCAUAAGUAUCGUUUUAUUUAUUUUCAACUUUAUAACAUUGUACGUUUUAAAGCGGCUACGGAAUUGGGAAUACCGAUACAUGAAGGAACGAAAGAUUAGAGUAGUUCAGAGUUCGAGAAAAGCCACAUUACAAUUAGAAAAAGAUUGCUUAAGGGUAAUUAAAGAAAAUAAACGUUUCCGCUAUUACACAAGUUCUCUUGCUAGAGUUAUGAAUACUAGGGAAAAUAUUUAAAUUGCAAGUUAUUAGCUCUAAAAUAUUCAUUCAUAUGGAAUCAACCAGGCCUCAGGAAUGUUAAGAGUAAAAACAAUAUUUACUGCAUAAUGAAAAUAUUAAGUAAGAUAUAUGUCGGCUAAAGUACAGUAAAAUAUAUGUUACUGGGCAUAUUUGGAUUGAAUUUAGAAACGUCUCAGAGUAUAAACGGAUGUGCAUGUUCCUCGAAAUAACGGAGUGUUGGUCCUGAAAAGGACCGUUUUUAUUUUAUA
Molecule: messenger RNA, 1148 nt
Organism: Cephus cinctus (wheat stem sawfly)
Lineage: Eukaryota; Metazoa; Arthropoda; Insecta; Hymenoptera; Cephidae
Product: histone H2B-like
Exons: 1
Coding region: 45-416 (123 amino acids)
Cellular component (GO): nucleosome
Molecular function (GO): DNA binding; protein heterodimerization activity; structural constituent of chromatin
Source: RefSeq, a predicted model, not a curated record